UGUAGUACAAACUUGUAAAGAGGGCCUCUCAUCCUCCCUUGAUCUCCCAUUAAACCCCCAUCAAAGCCAAUUACAAAACAAAAUAAACCAACCCCUCAACUACCUCUCAACCCCUCACUCUACCUCUCAACCCUAAUUUCCAAAUUUUUUUAUUUUAUUUUUAAAUUCUCCCUUGCUCCCUCUUUCCCUGUCCCUCCUUUUCCCCCGGUAAAAAGAGAAACAAAAAGCUGAGGACCUCCCCAAACUUUGCAAACAUGCAAAUUCACCACCACCACCACCACCAAAGCCUAAACUUUAAGCAUCCAAAAUCCCCCUCUUCUCUCUAUCCACCCAUCCAUCUUCCCCACCAACAAAAAUAGUAACAAACCCAAAACAAAAAACAAAAAAGAAUCCAUUCUUUCUCCAUUUUCAACCCCAUUUCCCCCCAAAAUCCAAUCUUUCCCCAUACCCACUUCACAAAAUCUCCCUUUUCUCCAAACCCAAAUCCCAAUUCCGGCAAAGCCAAGCAAAGAAAGAGAAUCAAUCACAAAGUUGAAGCUUCCCACCUUCAAUGUGGCGACCGUGGGGCAAAUCAACGGUUCGAAUUCACAGCGCGUCUUCAUCACCCUCUUCCACAUUCUCUUGUUCUUCCUUCAAAGACAUUCAGACCCUUUGCCUCGACGAACCCCCCCAACACCACCACCACCAACUACCCUCUCCUUCCCCCACUAGAAAAGCCUCCGUUUUCCACCGAGUCCGACUCGCCAACUCGCUCCUCCGAACCUGGUCAACUCACCUCCACCCCCAACCUCCCAAACUCCCCCGAACCCUCUCCCACCCCGAUCCCCCCGAAUCCGAACCUGAUGUUGUUGUUUCAAAACCCGAACCUGAUGUUGUUGUCUCAAAACCCGAACAACAACAACAACCUGCGAUUUAUUAUUUCCCAGGCGCGGAACAGCGCGUGGUGGUGUACUACACGAGCCUGCGCGUGGUGAGGCCCACGUUCGAGGCGUGCAAGAGCGUGCUCUCCAUCCUACGCGGCUUCCGCGUCCAAAUCGACGAGCGUGACGUGUCCAUGGACUCGGGCUUCACCGCCGAACUCAACCGCAUCAUGGGCCGCCCCGAGCUCGGCCCAGGCCCAUCCCUGCCGCGCGUGUUCAUCGCUGGCAGGUACGUUGGUGGGGCCGAGGAGCUGCGACAGCUCAACGAGGUCGGCGAGCUUAAGAAGAUCCUCCUGGACCUGCCCGCAGUGGAUCCCACCGCUGAGUGCCACGUGUGCGCGGGUCACAGGUUCGUUCUGUGCGACGAGUGUAACGGUAGCAGGAAGGUCUACACCGAAAAGACCGGCUUCAAAACGUGUAACGCGUGCAAUGAAAACGGUCUCGUUAAGUGCCCCUCUUGUUUUCCUUCUACUUCUCCACCACCCAUUUUAUCAUCAACAACAUCCAAAUUUAACAAUGAAAUCCAAAAUUGAAACCAUUUUCCUCUUCUUUUUUUAUAAAUUAAAUUGUUUAGGUUUUAUUUUUGGAUAAUGAGUUUUGUAGCUUUUUGGGCGUGUGAGAAUGAUAUGUAUAGGCCCAUCUGGAAGGGUAAUAUUUUGAAGAUUAUAUAUCUUAAUUUAACUAACUUGUUUUUUUUUUUGUUGUUUUCCUUUUACUCAAUCACAUUGUACUCUUCUCUUGAAACAAAAAGUUGUGUAUAUUUUAAUUUUGAUUUAA
Messenger RNA from Glycine soja, 1697 nucleotides. RefSeq lists its product as uncharacterized. The transcript has a single exon. Bases 551 to 1453 code for a protein of 300 amino acids. Lineage: Eukaryota; Viridiplantae; Streptophyta; Magnoliopsida; Fabales; Fabaceae. The record is from RefSeq and is a predicted model, not a curated record.